Molecule: messenger RNA, 413 nt
Organism: Blastomyces dermatitidis ER-3
Lineage: Eukaryota; Fungi; Ascomycota; Eurotiomycetes; Onygenales; Ajellomycetaceae
Exons: 1
Coding region: 8-400 (130 amino acids)
Source: RefSeq, a predicted model, not a curated record
GCUCACUAUGAGGCGCAAGGCAUUAUUAAUGAGCGUGCGUCCCAGGGAUGUGGAACAGUUAUGUCAGAAACAGAAUCAAUAUUUACUUGGCAUUGUGUUUAAAAGGUCAUUUGGUCCAAACCUGUACAUGAUCUCCAUUUCACAGUUGGAACUUCACUUUCGGCGGGGGCACACUAUGCUAGUCCGUGUCUUGUUUCGGGAAAGUAUGAUACGAUAUGGCCGAACAAAAGAGCAGAAAAUGGCAAUAGAGAAAGGCAAUGGAAACAAUGAAGGUGGUGAUCCUGCUUUGGGUUUGAAGUCAAAGGACCGGAUGAGUUCUAAUAGAGGAAGGAGAGAGAGAAGAGAAGAAGCUGGCGCUACAACGGCGUUCUUAAAUAGCAUUCUUCCUUCAUGGGACUGAUGAGAGCCAGCGG